Triticum aestivum (bread wheat) is the source of this 1674-nucleotide messenger RNA. RefSeq names its product acyl-[acyl-carrier-protein] desaturase 4, chloroplastic. Gene Ontology annotation, cellular component: chloroplast stroma. Gene Ontology annotation, molecular function: stearoyl-[ACP] desaturase activity. The record is from RefSeq and is a predicted model, not a curated record. The transcript is spliced from 2 exons. Gene Ontology annotation, biological process: fatty acid metabolic process. NCBI's taxonomy places the organism in Eukaryota, Viridiplantae, Streptophyta, Magnoliopsida, Poales, Poaceae. The coding region runs from base 103 to 1326 and encodes 407 amino acids.
CAUGCAGGUGCAGAUAUAUACAGAGCAAACAUGCAGGGGCUCAUCACGUUGCCUGCAAUACUGCAUCGUCGGUGAAGCUUUUGCCUUUGCAGCACCGAGAAGAUGAGCAUGCUCAAGUCUUUCCCGCACGGUAUCGCCAUGCCGGCACAGGCCCAUCCAAGCUGGUUUAGGAACCGGGUUGCCACAAGAGCUGGGACACGGGCCUGCAAGUUCACCGCGACAGCUCAUUUCGAGGACACGGUGACGGGAAUGCCGGUGCCAGAGCAGGCGGAGGCGGAGGUGGCGCGGAGUCUGAACCUAGGCGGGUGGGUGCAGGAACAGAUGUUGCCGCUGCUCACCUCGGUGGAGGACGCGUGGCAGCCCAGCGACCUGCUUCCCUGCUUUUCACUUUCUUCAGCAGGUAGCGUUGCCGAGGAGCAGCAGCCGUCGAUGACGAUGAUGGUGGAGGAGCUGCAGGCCCGAGCGUCGGGCGUGCCGGACGACGUGCUGGUGUGCCUGGUGGGCAACAUGGUAACGGAGGAAGCGCUGCCGACGUACAUGUGCAUGAGCAACCGAGUGGUGGGCAACCGCGACGACACGGGUUGCAGCGAGCCCCCCUGGGCGCGCUGGCUCCGGGGCUGGACGGCCGAGGAGAACCGCCACGGCGACCUCCUCAACCGCUAUCUCUACCUCUCCGGCCGCGUCGACAUGCGCCGGGUUGAGAGGACCGUCCACCACCUCCUCCGCAACGGUAUGCAGAUGCUGAGGCCGUCUAGCCCCUACCACAACGUCGGCUACACUUCCUUCCAGGAGCGCGACACCUUCAUCUCGCACUCCCACACCGCAAGGCACGCCAUGCGCCACGGCGACCGCUGCCUCGCCAAGAUCUGCGGCGUCGUGGCCGCCGACGAGAAGCGCCACGAGGCGGCAUACACUAAGGCAGCCGCCAAGCUCUUCGAGCUCGACCCGGACGGGAUGGUGCGAGCGGUGGCCGCCGUUCUGCGCGACAAGAUCACCAUGCCCGGCCAGCUCAUGACAGACGGCCGAGACGCCGAUCUCUUCGCGAAAUUCUCGGCGGUCGCGCAGCGCACCGGGGUGUACACGGCAAGGGACUACGGCGACAUGGUGGAGCACUUCGUGCGGAGGUGGAAGGUGGCUGACCUCGCCGGGGGUCAGCUGUCCGGCGAGGGGCGGCGCGCUCAGGAGUACGUUUGCGGGCUGCCGCGCAAGAUCCGGCGGGUGGAGGAGCUGGCCCACGACCGCGCGAUCAAAGCCGCGAAAGAGCCCGAGUUCGCAAGGUUCAGCUGGGUCUUCGACAGGUCUGUCUGCAUCACAGGCAGAGCCUAAUCCAACUGUCCAUCUACUAAAUUUCACCCCUAAAAAUAUCUACUCCAAGGCCAUGAAUAAGAAGCAGCAGCAGAGUAUCAGGAUCGUCGUCACGAUCAGUAGAGUACCGUCUUCUGUUGCAUAAUACACCCUUCGUUUCAUAAUAUAAGAAUGUUUUAUAUUAUGAGACGGAAGAAGUACUAUAGUACGAUUGAUCGGAGUAAUUAGCUGCAACCUAUGCAAAGUAUGUGUGUUUGUUUAUUGAAGCUUGGACUAGUCGUAUAACCAAGUUUAUGCAGUGUACUUGUACUCUAUAUGAUUCUGUGAAGUGAUGGAAAUGUAUGUGUAAUGCCGUGUGCAUUUCUCUUU